Trachemys scripta elegans is the source of this 1787-nucleotide messenger RNA. Its product is annotated as butyrophilin subfamily 1 member A1-like. NCBI's taxonomy places the organism in Eukaryota, Metazoa, Chordata, Testudines, Emydidae. The transcript has 18 exons. Bases 134 to 1252 code for a protein of 372 amino acids. Gene Ontology annotation, molecular function: protein binding. The record is from RefSeq and is a predicted model, not a curated record.
CUAUUAUAGGAUCUGAAAACAAUUUUCUAGGAAGGAGAGAAAGUCAGGGUAAAGAAGGUUGUUUGAUUUCAAAACAGAAUAAGAGAUCCUAAAACAUCCAAACUGCAAAUCUCAGACGGCAUAAUACAGAAUCAUGGUCUCAAAAGGUUCUAGCAUCCUUAGCUUGGUAAAAUCACACACCCAGAUAAGUACAAUCACCAUCAUCGGAACUGGCACUGUCUACCUUCUGUAUCGUAUUUGGAAACCAAAAGAGCAACCCCAGAAAGAAAAUGAACAUGGUGAACUGAGAACUCAAAUAGAGCAACUGCAGAAAACAAUUGAGCAACUCCAGAAAGAAAUUGAAAAAGCAAAAGCUUUGGAAGCAGGUGCUAGUAGUUCUAGAUCAAAAAUAUUGCAUCGCUGGAUGAAUAUAAUUAUGAUCAUCAACAGUGGCACUAGUUUCUUCAUUGUUUGGAAGGCAAAAGGUGCUAGUAUCUCUAGCUCAAAAAUGUUCCAUCACUGGAUGGAUAUCAUCACCAUCAUCAACAUUGGCACUACUCUCUUCUUUCUUUGGAAUGCAAAAGAAAAAGCGAAACCUUCAGAAGCAGAACAUGAUGAACCGAGAACUCAAAUAGAGCAACUGCAGAAAACAAUUGAGCAACUCCAGAAAGAAAUUGACCAACUCCAGACCGAACUUCACCAACUCCAGAAUGAACUUGAAUGGAGAAAGGCUCGUAAUGAGACAGAUGACAUCACUCUUGAUGCCGGAACAGCCCACCCCAACCUCUCCUUUGCUGGGGAUAAGAAGAGUUUGAAACAUGAAGCCCAACCUCAAAAAGUUCCAGCAAAUCCAGAGAGGUUUGAUUCGACUGUCUGUGUGUUGGGUUUGAUAGGAUUCUCUUCUGGAAAGCACUACUGGGAGGUGGACGUUAAGCAGAUCAGUGACUGGGACCUGGGAGUGGCCAAAGAAUCAAUACAGAGAAAAGGAAAACUUUCCUUAUCCCCUAAAGAGGGAUUCUGGGCUCUGGGUCUGAGUGGGAGAGAUUAUUGGGCAAAAACAGAUCCAUGGACCCAGGUCACGGUGCAGAAAAAGCCCCAGAAAAUUGGAGUUUACCUUAAUUACCAAGAUGGGCGGGUGACCUUUUUCAAUGUAACUGACAGGUCUGUGUUGUUCACAUUUAAUGAUUGUUCAUUCUCAGGAAAGGUUUAUCCAUUCUUUAAAAAUUCCCACAAAGAAACAACAAUGAGAGUUUGUUCAAUUAAAGAAGAGUAAUCAAUUUAAAAUGCCAUGAUGUUCCGUUUUCUUGACCGAACACAGCCAAAGCCCUGUGCUGCUUCAUGGCACUGUUGACCAGACUGAAUCAAAGUCACAGAACACUUUGCAGUUAGAAGAAAGGUGAUUUGGAAUAACAUUCCCUGUGAAAUUAUAGUUACAAAUAUUGCUAAUGCUGCAGAGGUGGAUCCCCAAAUAAGGAAUGGAACUGUACUGGAGUCUCACAAACAGAGCUAUUAAUGAUGAAAGUAAUUUUUUUCAUUGCUAACUUCCAGUUUAUCUGGAUUAGGUGUAUUAGCAGCUAAGAGUAAGCAAAUAAUGUCCUAUACUAAUGUUUCUUUGCUAAACCGAAUAACCAAUCUUUGAGUCAGGUAUAAAUACAGAUGGGGAAUGCACCCGGUCUUGAGAAAGCUUGACCAGUUGCACUGCUGUCUUCAAGAUGGGUUGGUAAUUGAUUGACUUUUCCUUUCUGUAUUAUGUUGUACUAAUUUUGAUUAAUAAUUUUUGAUUAAUUAAAGUUGAUUGAGCCUAGUUA